Penicillium griseofulvum is the source of this 1602-nucleotide messenger RNA. RefSeq lists its product as uncharacterized. NCBI's taxonomy places the organism in Eukaryota, Fungi, Ascomycota, Eurotiomycetes, Eurotiales, Aspergillaceae. The transcript is spliced from 2 exons. Bases 1 to 1602 code for a protein of 533 amino acids. The record is from RefSeq and is a predicted model, not a curated record.
AUGCCACCAUCAGCGGGCGAAGAGCGCCUUGUGACUGUUUUCGCAGAUAUCCACUACUACUUCACAGAGCCAACCCGAAGACCUUUACCAUAUCACCACCGCUUUGAUAAAGGAUCCUAUGUUUAUAUUUACCAUGACGCCUUUCAGAACAAGGCCCGGAUGGAAAUUGCCAAUAAUCCCGGAUCUCCAGAGCAGGAUGCAUUCUGUGGAGGCUUAAACAAUGUUCACAUACGUCACUCCACUCAAUUCCCGACCCUAUGUACAUUAACAGUUGAUGCACACACGGCCUCGCCCCAACAGCAAUAUGUACAUGAUACCCCUCAACAUGAGUGGCGUCUACCUAGCGGAGACCCACGAGAUAACCCCAAGGAAGUGCGCGAUUUUGCCCGCCUGCAUACAUUGGAUAUCUACUUCUGGACCCAAGAUGAUGCAACCGAAUUUCUGGAUACAGUCGUCCGGCUUUUAUCCAAUUCCCAGGUCGAGACAGACCGAGAGCCAGCUCCACAGACACAGGCACAGCCACAGGACAACAUGAGCUCUGUAGUUCAGCAACUCGAGACUGUUGCAGUCUCCGACCCGGCCUACCAGAAUGGUCAAACACGCAACUCACGGUCAGAGCCCACAAGCACAGUGGCAGCACCAGGGGCGGCACCAGUGCAGCAGGCCCCACCGCCAACCACCAGCUUCCCUCCGCCCCCUCCAAGCGGGCCUCCAGUUGACCAACGAUUAAGCGCUGGUUCUACCCCCGCCGAGGAAAAGAAAGACCCAGCUAGCUUCGCCCCGCUCCCAUACAAUCCAGCUGCCCCAGCUGCCCCAGAGCCAAUCCAAUACCGCGAGAAGACCCCACCGCCAGAGGACGGGAUGAACGGUACCGGCCUAGCAGCUGCAGUGGCUGCCGACAGCGGUAUUCCGUAUACGCUCCCGAACCAAAUGAUGGGUGGCCCACCAGGCGUGGGCGCGUUUGCAUCCCCACCGCCCUCAACCCCGGGAUUGCAAUACGCAGGCCCUCCAGUCGCAGCGCCACCAGCAUUCGCAUCUCCUCCGCCCAGCAUGGGAAUACAACAUUCAAAUACUUUCCCCACUGCGCGAUCCUCGGUCCACAGUCCCGGACUGCCUGUCCCUUCAUACCCGCAGUCGUUCGUUGGCGGGCAGGGUACUCAACAGUAUAGCGCAAGCAGGCAAGGUUCAAUGUCCUUCGCUCCGCCGCCACAGGAUCCGAAUGCCCAUCUAUAUGACCAACAGGUCUAUGGGGCUCCCCAGGCCCAGUCGACGCCCCAGUAUCAGCCUGGGGUCGCAGCGCCGAUAGGCGGGUUCUCGAAUUACUCGUAUGACCAGACUCAGCAGCAGCAGCAGCAGCAGCAGCAGCAGCAGCAGCAGCAGCAGCAGCAGCAACCCCAACAACACCAGCGUGCUGGCUCUGAAUAUGAUAUUCAUAGCCAAUUGUAUAGACCCACUGAAGUAGAGGCUAACUCUCACUAUCAGAAAUAUGCACAGAAGGCUAUGAAGAAUCCUGGACAGCGGCCUAGGAAAUUGGAGGAGAGAGCAGAGCGGUUGGAAGGUGGCGUGAAUAGGUUCCUGAAGAAGCUCGAGAGAAAACUUUGA